This is a messenger RNA of Zingiber officinale, 1587 nucleotides long. RefSeq lists its product as uncharacterized. NCBI's taxonomy places the organism in Eukaryota, Viridiplantae, Streptophyta, Magnoliopsida, Zingiberales, Zingiberaceae. The record is from RefSeq and is a predicted model, not a curated record. The transcript has a single exon. Bases 1 to 1587 code for a protein of 528 amino acids.
AUGACUGCGGGAGAAUACGAGCUCUUCAAAGAAGCUAAGAAGCGGGCGGCUUAUGAAAAGCAACAAACUACUACCUCCCGACCACGAAAGUUACCUGAGGUUUCCAAGAAACCGGCUCACGCUUCGAACCGAUGGUCCAAGAGAAAACAACCUCUGGAAUUUCCUCCUGCCUUUUAUAGGGAGUCAAGCCAGGGGUAUUAUCAACCAGAGCCUGGAUACUAUAGCCAUAAGGAGCAAUCCCAAGUUUCUAUGGCUUCGAAAAAGGGGAAGGCUACUGUCCUCCGCGAAGAGAGUCAAAUGGAGCCAGAAGAAAAGGUGACCUUCUCUUCCAAAAUAUUGGAGGAAAGGCUACCCAAAGGGUAUCGACCCCCUAAUAUCGGGGAGUAUGAUGGCAGCAAAGAUCCUGAAGAACACCUCCGUAAAUUCAGGAAUGCAGCUCUGCUACAUCAAUAUUGCGACGCUGUUAAGUGUCGGGUAUUCCUGAAUACCUUAUCGGGCUCUGCCCAAAAAUGGUUCGAUGGACUGUCACACCGGUCCAUCAACUGUUUCUCAUAUUUCAAGAUUGUGUUCCUGCGCCAUUUCACGAGCAGUAGAAAGUAUCAAAAAACUGACCACUGUUUGUUCGCUCUCAAACAAGGAUCCUCCGAGCCGUUGAGAAGUUAUAUCAAGCGUUUUAAUCAAGUGGCUCAGGAUGUUCCUUCGGCUAUGUCUGAAAUACUUAUGAGCGCCUUCUCCCAUGGACUAACCAAGGGAGAGUUCUUUAGAGACCUCAUCAGAAAUCCCAUAAGGAAUUUCAAUGAGAUGCUGAAGAAGACAGCCAGCUAUAUUAACGUGGAGGAAGCACAGGCGGCGAGAAGGAAGGCAAAUAAACCGCCUCUAUCUACUAACAGACCGGAAAGAAGAGCACCUCAACCGCCUGCUCAACCUCUCUCGCAUGGUCAGGAAGCCCGACCUACCUUCCCACCCGGUCAAGACUUUCAACUCGGCCCACGUAUAGCUACAAUCCAGGUCUCCCAACCUGUGCCUUGGGGACCACAUUGUUGUACUUACCACCGGUCACACACGCAUGCCACCAGUGAUUGUAUGCAAUUCGCUCGAGACUCCCAUCGUGCUGCUGAGCUAGGCCUGCCACCUCCAGAGCUGGCUCCUCAGGUCCAAAGAAUGAUGGAGGAGAGAUGCAACUCGACGGGACAAGCAGGGAGACCCCGAGUAGAUCAGGGAGGACCUAACAUGCCACAGCAAGGGCACACUGGGAAGCCAGGAGAAGCUCGUGAGGCCGAGAACAUGGGCAACACGGCCAUCCGAGACAUUGUCAUGAUCUCUAAAGGACCCACCGAUGAAGAUUCAGGUAGGGCGUGCAAAUCCCAUGAUCACCGGUUGGAGAUCCAUGCUGUGGGAUGCAGCCAGGAGCAAGCUGCUGGCCCUAUCAUCAGUUUUGGGUCACAGGACCUGGAGGGAUUAGAGCUACCCCAUGACGAUGCCCUCAUUAUCAAGGCUGUUAUUGUCAAUAGUCACGUGGCUAGAGUCUUCGUUGGCACCGGUAGCUCUGUCAACAUACUAUUCAUGUUUGCUUUUGAAGAGAUGUAG